UCUAUUUUUCUUUUAUUUCGACUGUCGAAAAUUCUUUUUUGGAAAUUAUUUCAUGAUUCAGAGAUGAUGAUUAAGAGUUCCGUUUUUGCUUACCGAGUUAUUUCUUGAGCAUGAGGUUUUAUCGGUUUGUUUCAGGACUUACUGGCUGAUAGUGACGGCAUAUUCAUUUUUAGUUUCACCUGUGUAAAUAAACGAGCUCAUAACAUAAGCUUGCUGAAAUGCGGACCAAUACAAUGAGAUCUCACCAGUGACUUGAUUAGACACUAAUAUGAAAACCUUUCAUAUUUGCGAUGUUGUGAAGGUUUCAGUUGACAGCUACAUCCUAAGUGAGCGGCACCAAACCACACUGGUCAUGUUAUGAGAUAAACAUAUCCUUGGGAACUGAGAUUUGCACGAAGAGGAAAGGGCUGAAGAGUCCUCGUAAUGGAAUCUUGCGGAAAAUCCAUUGGUUGCCUGUCAAACAACACCGCAAACCUCUCAUUAACUGAUGAUGGUAAAACUGACGGUUACUUGAAGAUGAGUCAUCAGCUUCUCAUUCCAUGGGCCGUUGCGUACUCUGCCGUUGCUGUUGUUAUCCUGUUUGGUAAUAUUCUUGUGAUCGUAUCAUUUGCAAAGAAGACUAUUCUACGAUCUCACACCAACUACUUCAUUGUUUCAUUGGCAGCAACUGACACUUUCGUUGGAUUGAUCUCCAUUCCAUGGUGGAUUAUUGUUCUGUUUAUAACUUAUAAAAAAGAGACAUGGUUUACAUAUUUGCACGAUAUCUGGGUAAUAUUCGACAUCCUAGGAGGUAUUGGUUCAAUAUUGCACCUGGUUGCCUUAAGCUGGGAUAGAUUUUGUGCUAUUGUCUGGCCUUUAAGCCAUCGUAUUUACACCGGCAGACGUUAUUUGCUUAUUUUAGCCUUGAUUUGGUCGGUUACAAUCCCAGUUGCAGUAUGUUCUAAACCGGGAAUGGCAUCAGCACCGAAGGCAUACAAUGUUACGGUCAUAGUUGUCUGUUUCUUCAUUCCACUAGUUAUCAUCUGUGUCUCACAAGCUUUUUUAGUAACUUUUAUUCGAAAAAACAGAAUACAAAACUUUUACAAGCUUAGAAGGAGUAUUCGAAAAGAGGUCCGCGUUGCUAAGACAGUGAUAAUGAUGAUCGCAUUAUUUAUGAUUGGUUGGCUUCCUUUCUUCACACUCUCCUUGGUGACUUACAUCAGACCGGAGGUGCAGCCAUCAUGGCAAGCAAUCUGCGCCGUCAAGUUUCUCCAGUAUGGAAACUCGGUUGUUAAUCCAGUUCUGUAUGCUCACAAAUUUCCUCAUUUUCGCAAAGCUUUUUCAGCCUUACUUUGUCCUUGCCGCGAAGUUACCAAAAAGGUGCGCAACGUUGGAGAAACUUUUAGAGCAAUAAUGUAUUCCAUGAUACCUGGUUCGAUUCGAAAUAAAACUAUUCAUAGGUACUUGGCAGACAGACGGCUUGGAGAUAAUAAAGCAAAUAGCUCAAACAUAGAUUCAUCAAAGCAAAACUCAUCAAAUGACACUGCUCCAAUUGGUGAACCCUCUCUUGAGGAAAUCGAGCUUUGUGAGAGCCACCUAAAUAUCUUUCCUUAAAAAGACAUCAAUAUUAGUUAUUGACGAAAGCUUCUUGUUAUGUUCCACAGUAAAAGGAAUUAUUUUAUCGUGUAACAUCGUCAUUAGGUUUAGCUUUGCUUUCGUUUAACAAAUUCAGUGGCUGAACCCCAAAUUAGAACUGAUAAAAAAAAGCGUGGUAAGGAGAAAUCUGACACGAGCAAAACAUAAGAGCGAUCGGGGAUCUAUAAAUAUAUUCACCGCCUUUCACUGCAGCAUUAAACGCUUCAUAUAUGUA
Messenger RNA from Pocillopora damicornis (cauliflower coral), 1849 nucleotides. RefSeq names its product adenosine receptor A2b. Gene Ontology annotation, molecular function: G protein-coupled receptor activity. Gene Ontology annotation, biological process: G protein-coupled receptor signaling pathway. NCBI's taxonomy places the organism in Eukaryota, Metazoa, Cnidaria, Anthozoa, Scleractinia, Pocilloporidae. Gene Ontology annotation, cellular component: plasma membrane. The record is from RefSeq and is a predicted model, not a curated record.